UGGGCUCAGUUUUCACGCAUAAAAGGAAGGUUCUCUCCGUUAGCUUCCAGUUGUCAAACGACUUGCAGCGAGCGUCAGGAGUCCGCCCAGGAACUCGGCACAGCGCCUCCUCCAGCUCUCCCGCCAGAGCCACACACGGCACCGCCUCCGCCCGCCGGCGUCCCGCCCGCCGCCGAGAUGCUCGCCCGCGCCCUGCUGCUCUGCCUCGCCCUGGCGCUCGGCCAGGCAGCAAAUCCUUGCUGUUCCAACCCCUGUCAAAACCGAGGUGUAUGUAUGAGUGUAGGAUUUGACCAGUAUAAAUGUGACUGUACCCGAACAGGCUUCUAUGGUGAAAACUGUUCAACACCUGAAUUUCUGACAAGAAUAAAAUUAUUUCUGAAACCCACUCCAAAUACAGUGCACUACAUACUUACCCACUUCAAGGGAAUCUGGAACAUUGUCAAUAACUUUCCCUUCCUGCGAAAUGCAGUUAUGAAAUAUGUGUUAGUGUCCCGAUCACAUCUGAUUGAGAGCCCGCCAACUUAUAACGUGCACUAUGGCUAUAAAAGCUGGGAAGCCUUUUCUAACCUCUCCUAUUACACCAGAGCUCUUCCUCCUGUGGCUGACGGCUGCCCAACUCCCAUGGGUGUGAAAGGGAACAAAGAGCUUCCUGAUUCGAAAGAGAUUGUGGAAAAAUUUCUCCUAAGAAGAAAGUUCAUCCCUGACCCCCAGGGCACAAACAUGAUGUUUGCAUUCUUUGCCCAGCACUUCACUCAUCAGUUCUUCAAGACAGAUCCUAAGCGAGGACCAGCUUUCACCAAAGGCCUAGGUCAUGGGGUGGAUUUAAAUCAUAUUUAUGGUGAAACUUUGGAUAGACAGCAUAAACUGCGCCUUUUCAAGGAUGGAAAAAUGAAAUAUCAGAUAAUUAAUGGAGAGGUGUAUCCGCCCACAGUCAAAGAUACUCAGGUGGAGAUGAUCUACCCUCCUCAUGUCCCUGAACACCUGCGGUUUGCUGUGGGGCAGGAAGUCUUUGGUCUGGUGCCUGGCCUGAUGAUGUAUGCCACGAUUUGGCUUCGGGAACAUAACAGAGUAUGCGAUGUGCUUAAACAGGAGCAUCCAGAGUGGGAUGAUGAGCGGUUGUUCCAGACGAGCAGGCUCAUACUGAUAGGAGAAACUAUUAAGAUUGUGAUUGAAGACUAUGUACAGCACUUGAGUGGCUACCAUUUCAAACUGAAGUUUGACCCGGAGCUGCUUUUCAACCAACAAUUCCAGUACCAGAACCGCAUUGCUGCUGAGUUUAACACACUCUAUCACUGGCAUCCUCUUCUGCCUGACACCUUUCAAAUUGAUGACCAGGAGUACAACUUUCAACAGUUUCUCUACAACAACUCCCUCUUACUAGAACAUGGACUUACCCAGUUUGUGGAAUCAUUCAGCAGGCAAAUUGCUGGCAGGGUUGCUGGUGGUAGGAAUGUUCCAGCUGCAGCACAAAAAAUAGCAAAGGCCUCAAUCGACCACAGCAGAGAGAUGAAAUACCAGUCUCUUAAUGAGUACCGCAAACGCUUUCGGCUGACGCCCUAUAAAUCAUUUGAAGAACUUACAGGAGAGAAAGAAAUGGCUGCGGAGUUGGAAGCACUCUACGGUGACAUCGAUGCCAUGGAGCUGUAUCCUGCUCUUCUGGUAGAAAAGCCUCGUCCAGAUGCCAUCUUUGGGGAGACCAUGGUAGAACUGGGAGCACCAUUUUCCUUGAAAGGACUCAUGGGUAAUCCUAUAUGUUCCCCUGACUACUGGAAGCCUAGCACUUUUGGUGGGGAAGUAGGUUUUAAGAUCAUCAACACUGCCUCAAUUCAGUCUCUCAUCUGCAAUAACGUGAAAGGCUGUCCUUUCACUGCGUUCAGUGUUCAAGAUCCGCAGCUCACCAAGACAGCCACCAUUAACGCAAGCUCUUCCCACUCUGGACUGGAGGAUGUGAAUCCCACAGUAUUACUAAAAGAACGUUCAACCGAACUCUAGAAACCUAGUGAUCGUAUUUAUUUAUUUAUAUGAACUGUUUCUUUUAACUUAUUUAAUAUUUAUAUUAAACUCCUUAUGUUACUUAACAUCUUCUGUUAAGGAGAAAGGAGUCAUACUUGUGAAGAUUUUUGUGUCUCUUUUAGAGAUGUCAUUUCUUCAAGUUAAGAGGAAAACGGUUUUCAUUCUUUUUUAUAAACCAAUGGGAAAUGAGUUUGAUAUCUUUUUACUUGAAUUUCAAGUUACGUUGUUAUAAUAAGAACAAAAGCAAAGAUGUUGGAACAUUGAAAUGCUGUUACGAGAUGGCAAAAUGCUGCAAGUUUCUUUCGACAUUAUCCAUACUUCUAAAUGUAUCUUCCAUGAUGCAUUAGAAGCAACUACCUGCACGCUAUUCCUUUUAUUUUCUUCUUUUAGCCAUUUUGCUAAGAGAAACUCUCCUGAUCAGUUUACUUCUUCUAUUUUGUUUUCUUGGUUUUAAGAUCUGAGUUUGUCUUUCUUUGGACUCUGUCUAUAUUUUCUUAUCUGAACUUUUGCAAAUUUUCAGGAAAAC
Messenger RNA from Ceratotherium simum simum (southern white rhinoceros), 2539 nucleotides. It is a transcript of the gene PTGS2, whose product is annotated as prostaglandin-endoperoxide synthase 2. The record is from RefSeq and is a predicted model, not a curated record. Gene Ontology annotation, biological process: cyclooxygenase pathway; response to oxidative stress. Gene Ontology annotation, cellular component: neuron projection; cytoplasm. NCBI's taxonomy places the organism in Eukaryota, Metazoa, Chordata, Mammalia, Perissodactyla, Rhinocerotidae. Gene Ontology annotation, molecular function: prostaglandin-endoperoxide synthase activity; peroxidase activity; heme binding.